Molecule: messenger RNA, 1506 nt
Organism: Phycomyces blakesleeanus NRRL 1555(-)
Lineage: Eukaryota; Fungi; Mucoromycota; Mucoromycetes; Mucorales; Phycomycetaceae
Exons: 4
Coding region: 1-1506 (501 amino acids)
Source: RefSeq, a predicted model, not a curated record
AUGCGCGUUCUAUCGCUUACCCUGAUUGUCCUUUUGUGCCAUGUCAUUUAUAGUGAAGGAAAAGGAUUUACUCGUUUCAAAGCGCGUGUCUUGUCGAUCAAAAAGUUUUCAGGCGAUAGUGGAGGUGGAGGUCUAUCUCGCCCGAAGGCCGAAAUUUCUAGCAAUUCUCUCCCAGGGACAAAGGGCUAUACAAAAGGUGGUGAAGGCCCACCUAUUUCAGGAGGAACUUAUCCUAACACAAGAGCUUUAAACAAUAAUUAUAAACAAACAACAUCACAACAUUUUUCAGAAAAUGGUCGCAGUGGUUGGAUGGGUGCAUAUAAUCCUGCAAUGGUCUAUUGGGCUAUUACACCUGCAAUAUUCUAUGCUGGUUACUAUGAAGCUUUUCGCCGUUUUGAUCCAGAAACCGGAGCUUACUAUGCUCCUAAUAUUACUACACAAGCAGAUAAUCCAUCAAAUAUUUUGAUAAACGGCACCGAAUACACAAGCGACGAGGACAAUUACCAUUAUACCUUUAAUAUUAGCACCAACAACGGGUAUCCAAUGGUAGAUCAUGCGUAUUGGGCCACUUCUGAUUUUAGUGCCUCACUUGCAGAUUUUGCUUACCGUCUUACUUUUUCACAUGUCGUCGAGUUUGAUGAUGUAAACCAAAAUGGCAUGUUUGAUCCUGAUCAAGAUCAUCUCCUGGCCGUGUCUUCUCUCCAAAAUGCAGUUUGGAAAGAUCUUUUUUGGGAGGAAGUCCCUAUGCCUACUAAUUCAUCGCUGACCUACUAUAUGGCUACUUCUAAUGCCACUAUACCUUUUAAUGGAAGUAGUAGCUAUUUUGAUGUACAAUUUACAUGGCGCCUAUCUAACAUUCGGUUAAACACAACUGUUUCGAUUCCUGUGCAGCCUAACUCACUCCAAUACGAUUUUAAGGUGGAGGGAUACCCUACCACUUCUGCUCGUCUAGCACUUGUUCAGCUUGUGAAUACUUUUGAGGAGAAUGAGAUUACUUUUGACGUGAACAACACAACCCCUAUAGACGUUGCCACUCAAGUAAGAACCAAUAUUACUUAUGGAAUCUCGAUCGGCAAUUACUCUGAAGGGCGUCUCGAAUACCACAACAAAGUCAAUAUUAGUGAUGGAUCGGCCGCUGGAUGGUACACUGACCUAAGCCCAGAUAAUAUUUCUGCAAGUUCUUACAUAUCUCCGGACGAUUGGAUCUGGGGAAUCUAUCCUCCUUCUAUUGGUAUAUCUAAGCUGCUCUUUGUCUCCAUGCCUUUUCAAAGUGAAAACUCCGUUCCGGUCAAAAAUGGUACUUCCUCCGCCACCAAAACCGCUAAAAAUGGCAAAGUAUCUGGUAUGGUCUCAGGUCUAGGAUUUCUGGAUGUUGAUGUCAUGAAUGCUAUGGCCAUUCCUUCUUCAGGGCUCUCAAACAUAUACAUUUCAUCUGCGGCAUACACUAUUCAUCUUUUUACUACUACUGUGACAUUUAUUAUCUUAAGUGCACUUUCUUUACCAUAA